Diabrotica balteata is the source of this 795-nucleotide messenger RNA. NCBI's taxonomy places the organism in Eukaryota, Metazoa, Arthropoda, Insecta, Coleoptera, Chrysomelidae. The record is from the annotation of a GenBank genome assembly.
AUGGCAUUGAUAGGUAAUAUUGAAGCUUUUACCGGUGUUCCAGAAGAAUUUGAAUCCUACAUAGAAAGAUUAGCACAGUUAUUCAUUGUUAAUACGGUUUCAAUGGUUUUGAAAAACUUAGUGGUCCCACCAACGGACUUUACGUUCCAAGAAGUGAAAGAGAAAUUGAUUAAACAUUUUUCUCCACUCGUGUCCGAAAUCUACGAACGUUUUGUUUUCAAUCGGUGUGAACAAAAAGCUGAUCAAUAUAUCUUUGAUUACAGUGUAGAGCUAAGGAAGUUGGCAUAUUCUUGUAAUUUUGGACAGUUUCUAGAAGAGGCUCUAAGCGAUAGGUUUGUUUGCGGGAUUAGAGUCGAAGGAAUACAAAAGAAGUUGUUGGGUGAGGUAGAUUUAACAUAUCAGAGUGCUUGUCAGUUAGCUUUGGCCUCAGAGGUAGCACAGAAACAAGUUAAGUUGUUAUCCGAGGGAGAAGUUAUCAUAGAGGUAAAUGUCCAGCUAAAAAAUGAAGAUGUUUUAAUUGUGCAAAAGUUGGGUCAUGUCAAGAAUUUGUAUCCAGAUAUUCAACCACAACCUAUGAAAGUAGUACAAGAGGAAGAGUAUAACAUUGAGAGGGAUGAGGUAAAAAAUGACAUAUUUACUCUUCAUACAGUGAGUGAUAUGUCAAAUUCUGCAUAUCAUGUAACCUUAAAAAUAAACAAUAAUAAUUUAACCUUUGAGGUAGAUACUGGUGCACGUAGAGCAGUAAAUGUCUGUCAACCUAUUAAAGCUGUAGGUGAAUGUACAUUAUGGGAGUAA